AAAUUGUUGCAGCAAUUAGACAGAGGUGCUGCGAGGUAGCAACUAUCCAAGGAAACCUGGGAAGUUCAUACGUGCGUCGGAUCGCAGCGAGCUUCAGAAGCGAGUUUGGGUGGAAUUAGAGAACGCAGAGAAUUAUGGCAGAGGCCGGACCAUCGAGCGUCCCUGUUGACGACAUCCCGAAGGAGAAAAAGGAUUUUAGCACAGCUAUCCUGGAGAGGAAGAAGUCUCCUAAUCGUCUGAUUGUGGAUGAUGCUAUCAACGACGACAACUCAGUUGUGGCGUUGCACUUGAAGACAAUGGAGACCUUGCAACUUUUUAGAGGCGACACCGUGCUCCUCAAGGGCAAGAAGCGUAAGGACACUGUGUGCAUCGUCUUGGCGGAUGACACAGUGGAAGAGUCCAAAAUCCGCAUGAACAAGACUGUGCGCAAGAAUCUGCGUGUGCGGUUGGGAGACAUUGUGUCAGUGCACCAGUGUGCGGACGUGAAGUAUGGCAAGCGCAUCCAUGUGCUGCCCAUCGACGACACCAUCGAGGGCCUGACCGGCAACCUGUUUGACGCCUUCCUGAAGCCCUACUUCCUGGAAGCCUACCGACCUGUCAGGAAGGACGACGUGUUCCUUGUACGCGGAGGCAUGCGCAGCGUGGAGUUCAAGGUGGUGGAGACGGAGCCGGAGCCCUACUGCAUCGUCGCCCCCGACACCGAGAUCUACUGCGAGGGCGAGCCCAUCCGCCGCGAGGACGAGGAGAAGCUUGACGAAGUCGGAUAUGACGACGUGGGAGGUGUGCGGAAGCAGAUGGCGCAGAUCCGCGAGCUGGUGGAGCUGCCACUGCGCCACCCGCAGCUCUUCAAGACCAUCGGCGUCAAGCCUCCCAAGGGAAUCCUGCUCUACGGGCCCCCCGGCUCAGGCAAGACGUUGAUAGCGCGGGCGGUGGCGAAUGAGACGGGCGCAUUCUUCUUCCUGAUCAACGGCCCAGAGAUCAUGAGCAAGCUGGCCGGCGAGUCGGAGAGCAACCUGCGCAAGGCCUUUGAGGAGGCCGAGAAGAACGCGCCCUCCAUCAUCUUCAUUGAUGAGAUCGACUCCAUCGCGCCCAAGCGCGAGAAGACGCAGGGAGAGGUGGAGCGGCGCAUUGUGUCGCAGCUGCUGACCCUCAUGGACGGGCUCAAGUCGCGCGCGCACGUCAUCGUCAUGGGCGCCACCAACCGACCCAACAGCAUUGACGCGGCGCUGCGGCGUUUUGGGCGGUUUGACCGCGAGAUCGACAUCGGCGUGCCGGACGAGACUGGCCGGCUGGAGGUGGUACGCAUCCACACCAAAAACAUGAAGCUGGAUGACAACGUCGACCUAGAGGCCAUCGCCAAGGACACGCACGGGUACGUGGGCGCUGAUCUGGCGGCACUGUGCACGGAGGCAGCGCUGCAGUGCAUUCGCGAGAAGAUGGACGUGAUCGACCUGGAGGAUGAGAACAUCGACGCCGAGAUCCUCAAUGCCAUGGCCGUCUCCAACGACAAUUUCAAGACCGCCCUCGGCAUCAGCAACCCGUCGGCGCUGCGCGAGACGGUGGUGGAGGUGCCCAACGUGAACUGGGAGGACAUUGGCGGCCUGGAGAACGUCAAACGCGAGCUGCAGGAGGUGGUGCAAUACCCCGUGGAGCACCCGGAGAAAUUCGAGAAGUUUGGCAUGUCGCCCUCCAAGGGCGUGCUCUUCUACGGACCCCCAGGCUGUGGAAAAACGCUACUGGCAAAGGCCAUCGCCAACGAGUGCCAGGCCAACUUCAUCAGUGUCAAGGGGCCCGAGCUGCUCACCAUGUGGUUUGGUGAGUCGGAGGCGAACGUGCGCGAGAUUUUUGACAAGGCGAGGCAGAGCGCGCCGUGCGUGCUGUUCUUCGAUGAGCUGGACAGUAUCGCCAACCAGCGCGGCUCGUCCUCGGGCGACGCCGGCGGCGCGGCCGACCGUGUGCUGAACCAGCUGCUGACCGAGAUGGACGGCAUGAACUCCAAGAAGACUGUCUUCAUCAUCGGCGCCACCAACAGGCCGGACAUCAUUGACAGCGCGCUGCUGCGGCCGGGGCGGCUGGACCAGCUGAUCUACAUCCCGCUGCCGGACGAGGGGUCGCGCCGCCAGAUCUUCAAGGCCGUCCUCCGCAAGUCCCCAGUCGCGGGCGACGUCGACGUGGACCUGCUUGUCAAGUACACUAACGGAUUCUCCGGCGCCGACAUCACCGAGAUCUGCCAGCGCGCCUGCAAGUAUGCGAUCCGUGAGAACAUUGAGAAGGACAUUGAGCGGGAGCGGGUGAAGGCGGAGAACCCGGACAGCAUGGAGGAGGAUGCGCCCGACCCGGUGCCCUCCAUCACGCGCGCUCACUUCGAGGAGGCCAUGAAGUACGCGCGCCGCUCCGUCUCCGACGCCGACAUCCGCAAGUACCAGGCGUUUGCGCAGACGUUGCAGCAGUCGCGCGGCUUCGGCUCGGAGUUCCGCUUCCCGGACAGGCCAGCCGGCGCCACAACCCCCGCCGGCGAGGCCGCUGCGGCCGCCGCAGCCCCGGCUUUUGCAAACGGCGCUGCUGAUGACGACGAUGACCUCUACAGCUAG
Molecule: messenger RNA, 2591 nt
Organism: Coccomyxa subellipsoidea C-169
Lineage: Eukaryota; Viridiplantae; Chlorophyta; Trebouxiophyceae; Coccomyxaceae
Product: AAA ATPase
Exons: 16
Coding region: 135-2591 (818 amino acids)
Biological process (GO): autophagosome maturation; retrograde protein transport, ER to cytosol; mitotic spindle disassembly
Cellular component (GO): nucleus; VCP-NPL4-UFD1 AAA ATPase complex; cytosol
Molecular function (GO): ATP hydrolysis activity; ATP binding; polyubiquitin modification-dependent protein binding
Source: RefSeq, a predicted model, not a curated record